Hydra vulgaris (swiftwater hydra) is the source of this 1630-nucleotide messenger RNA. The record is from RefSeq and is a predicted model, not a curated record. NCBI's taxonomy places the organism in Eukaryota, Metazoa, Cnidaria, Hydrozoa, Anthoathecata, Hydridae.
UUUUUACAAAAGUUUGACCAAAGAAAAUUAAAUUUUAUUUCUCAAAAAUAAUGUUUUCCUCCAUUUCCAGUUACACAGUCGAAUGUGGUGAUAACAUCGUGUGUUUUCAAUUUAGAAUAUUUGCAUUCAUAAAAUGCCAAGAAAAUGUUCAACAAGUCAUCCUGGCACAAGAAAAUAUGGCACUAAAUCUAAUUACACCAAUUCUACACUUCAAGAGGCUUUAGCCAAAAUUAAAUUAGAAAAAAUGUCGAUUGGUGAAGCUUCUAAAAUUUAUAAAGUACCUAAAGCAACAUUAUUUUAUAAGCUAAAAAAUAAACACUGUAAAUCAGUAGGGCGCCCUAUUGCCCUUAGCAUUGAUGAAGAACUUUGUUUUGAAAAUCACUUACUUUAUUUAAGUGACAAAGGUAUACCAAUUGGAAUUAAUGAUUUUAAAAGUAUUGUCAAAAUCUAUUUGGAUGAUAGUGGAAAAAAUAUACAACAGUUUAAAGAUAACCGACCAGGUUGGGAGUGAUGUAAACUUUAUCUUGACAGGCAUCCAUCAUUAAAAGAAAAAGUAUCUCAUUGUAUUUCAAGGAAACGUGCACAGAUUAAUUAUUGUCAAAUAAAAUUAUUUUUUCAAAAUCUAGAGAAGGAAUUAAAUGGAGUAACGCCAGAUAACAUUUACAAUAUGGAUGAAACAGGGUUUCAUGAUGACCCUGGAAAAAAAAAACUUAUUUUUCGUCGAUCCUCUCGCCAUCCAGAACUUAUAAGAAACACAACAAAAACUUGUUACACUGUUGUUUUUUGUGGAAAUGCCUCAGGAAAACUAAUUCCACCAUUUUUCAUUUUUAAAGGAAAACACAGUUGGUCUGACUGGCUUUUCAAUGCACCAGAAGGAUCAAGAAUGGCAACUUCUUGCAGUGGCUGGAUGGAAAUUCAAAUAUUUGAAGAGUGGCUGUUAAAUCACUUUGUUCCAAAUAUUAUAAAUAAGGAAGAUGUUGGAUAUUUCUCGAGUUUAAAAGCUAAUUGGAGGUCAGUUCUUAAUCAAUGGCGUAAAACAUCCAGAGGAAAAAAGGUUAAUAAUCUGCCAAAAAAUUUAAUUACGCAGCUCAUUAAAUCUACUCUUAAUGUUGGUAAAAAAAAUCUAGAACAUAAUCUCCAAGCAGGAUUUAAGGCUACUGGCAUAUAUCCAUUUUUACCAGAACAUGUUCUCUCCAAAUUACCCAGUUUUACAAAUAUAGAUAUUCAACUCAAUAUUGGAGAAUCGUUUAGGAAUUAUGUUGAUGAUAUUCAUCUUAAUUAUGAAGUAAGCAAAAAAUUUAAGUUACCAAUAACAGCAGGGAAAAGUGUAUCAGCCACUGAGGUAGAAGCAUACUAUAAGGAAAGAGACAAUAAAAAAAAAAGUCAAGAUAAUAUUCGAGCAAAGAAAAGAGGAUCAAAUAAUAUGGUUAUGAAAAUAAACAAAAAACUUAAUAUUUUACAAAGUUCAAGCAUUGUAAAUGUUAAUCAAGUUAUUGAAGACGAUGAACAAGUUUUACCUGUAUCUCAAAAUGAUGCAGUUUUUUCAUUGGAGCAAAUAAACAAUCACUAUGUACAUGUUUUCCUUGAUCAUGAUUAUUUUGUAAAAGAGUUAGUUGAAACUCAAGACUAA